GCCCAUCAUCAAACCUGUUUUAAUCUAUGUCUCACAAACCUGUAUCACAAGUAAGAAACACAAUUGCAUUCACAACUAAAGAUAUUUCCAGUUUGCAGUAGGGGCUGAACGACUCACACUUUCUUUUAAAAUUGACUAAAGGCCACCGUAAAUAUGUGAUGAAAGUCGAUUUGACUAGCCGUUGAUAUUACACUUAAGACAGUAUAAAAGGGUUUUUAUAUCAGGGGAUUGUCUACUGUUUGCCGUAGCCAUUGAUGCCAUAAACACCAUAAUAAAAAAAACAGCUAUACAACCACAGCAACAAAGUCCACUGAUAAAACAUGACGAAUGGAAUAGAGGAUAUCCUGCAUCUCAUAGUGGAAUGGACUUCAUCUAUAGAGAAGUUUGCUAGUUUGCUGCUAGUUUGCUCCUCACCUGUUUUCUUAGAGGCAUCAAUACAGCAUCACAGUAGAGCAGAAAAGUCGACUAGUCAGUAAAACCUUGAGUCCGCAGGGCACUUGAGUGGCUCAUCUCUGGAGAAUCAGACCCCCCAACCAGGCAAUGAAAAGUAGUUUACUUUUAUAAAAUAUUGAAUAUCAUAUAUUAAAAUACUAAAAGCAACAGGUUAUAAGACAGAAAAGAGAAAUUUAUUGAUUCCAUUUAUUCAUGUAUACACCGAUCAGGCAUAACAUCAUGACCACCUUCCUAAUAGGUCUCCCUUGUUCUGUGGUGUCUGGCAACACAAUGUUGUUAGUGGGGGCCUGGUCUAGGGGGUUGGUAACAUCCACAUGAAUGCCAGGUUCAAAGGUUUCCCAGUAGAACACUGAAUUGUCACAAGGUGGUCAAUGUUAUUUACCUGUCAGUGGUCAUGAUGUUGUGGCUAGUCUGUGUGUCCAAGUUGAGCAUAUUUUGACAGUGUAGUUAAGCCCAUCUAGUUACAUCUAAGGAGGCAAAAUUCAGUUUAAUAAGUUUGAACUAAUUCGGUCAAAUACUUUGAAAACUUUUCCAAUGUGUGUUUUAUAAUACACUUUUAUUCCUAUCAGAUAGAUUUCUAAAAGUAUUAAAUGAGGACAAAUCAGGACAUAGAUUUCAACCUUUGUCUUUCGAAUCAUACGUUCCACCUUGUCAUGCCUCCGCAGAGCAUCAAGAAGCCGACCUAUGACAUGAAAUCAAACAAACACAAAACAAGUUGACAAGUUGUUAUCUCUACAAAACAUCUCAUAUAUGCACUUCCUGUUGGCUUGAAUUCAGUUUUUUACAACUUAGAGAUCUACAACUCAUCCAAAUGAUCCUGCGCGGUCUGAAAGGAAGUGGUCGAAAUAAGUAAUGGUUAGAUUUUGAAUGCACAAUGAAGUCAGGGAAGGAAUAACAAACUAAUGGAAUUAGUAUACUCAAGUCGGUUUGAGCAGAGUAGUUAGGAAAUAUCAUUAGCACUGCAACGGACAAAAGUGGAAAAGCAACAAAAAGCAUUUUUUUCAGACUCAAAUGCAUCACUUGUCGGUUUAAGUUGCUAAAACUCAGUGAACAGUGAUCUUAAAUUCCCUGCAUUGUUUUAUUCUUAUUGGUGUGACAGGUGGUCAUGAUAGAUUUACCACGCAAAUAAAUUACAUGGCGGCUCCCUUGUUUGUUUUUUUUUAAUUCGCCAUGAUGUCACCACAUCAGCAUUCAGUAUAAUGCAGAGGCUAACCAGUCAAUGUAGCCUGUAGGCUGCAUUAAAGUAAACAGUAAAAGAUAAAUGAUCAACGCUUGACUCGCAAUGUCAAACACACUUUCACAGAGCUGCUCUGAUUAUUGAAGAGAUUUAUUGGCACUAAUAAAGCGUGUUAAUGUUAUAAACCAUGUCAGGGAACCUUAAGUAUACACAAAGUUUGGCCUCUCUUUGAAACGUGAAAUUAGUUCAAUUGUAGUUCUUAUACCACACAUUCAUUCCUUUUAAAUAUAUUUAUAGAAAAAAAAAAUAGUACAAGCUUUUAUCAUCCCGUGUUUGCUGAGCAGAAGAAAAGUGUACUAACUGUGGAAAACACCAGUUGCGCUUCACCUGCUAUGACAAGUCUAAAUGUCUGCUCAUUUUGACCCUGCAGCUAAGCUAGUCUGAUGCUGUGUGGUGCUAAGUGAGCAGCUUGUAGCAUGUUAGCUUGCGAACGUUUACACUUAGCUACAGUCACUGCUGUGCCAAAAACAACGAACAAACAAAACAACACACACACACAAAACUGUCCAAUAUAUUAGAUAAAUAGUUUGUCCGGUAUUUUAACAAAACAGAUUGCCCAUGCUAGUGUAGCUUAUCAUAAAAAAACAACAACAAUGCAGCCAGAAUGAUCCCAAAUUUAGUUUAUCCAUCCAACUCAUCAAACACAUGCCAGCAUUAAUGUUUGAAUGUUGAGUUUUGCUUGAGCAACAAAUGGCAACAAAACCCUCAUGUGGUUUUCAGGUUAAACUGGUUACUGCCUGAGUUUCACUCCAUCUACUCUCUCUCUCUUAUAAAAAAAGUCACUUCAUUAAAGCAAAUCUUACCUUUCUGACGAUAUGAUCAUAAAAUGCUCCCAAUAAGUGUAUGGCACACUAAAAAGUAAAAAGAAAUCCACCAGGUGUUGGAACUCGCCAAUAUUAAAUUCUCACGUUUCUGAUAAAAGUCUGACCAAUAAUUGUAUUAGUGCCAAUAAAAUGAUCUGCCAGACUAUCAAGGUAACUGAACGUUAGCAGGGCAUUUUAUUUUAUAGCACAUACUGAAUAGAGUUUUAUUUUAUUAAUUAGUUAAUUUUAUUCAAUUUUAUUAGUAUUCUCUCUUGAUGCCCCAUCAAUCCGACUCCAUUGACCCGUUUCACUCCUCAGCCUCCACCUUCACUUUCCCACCGCAUGCGUCAGGAGAGGAGGGGAGCGUCUAAGGUCAGGAAUCGGGGCGCGGGUUGUUCAUGUUCAAAUUUUAACUACGUCCUGUGCAACGUGCCAGAAAGACAAUAAUUAAUUUAACCUCGUUGCGCUCAUUUUUAGGUGCUUUAGUUUUGCUCUGAUCCUCCCUUCGCUUCAGGGACAUAUGCGCCUAAUAUGGGCAACAGAGGAAGUCGGCGCACCGUGCUCGGUAAACUUGGAAUCGGAUUUACAUACUCAUCAUGUCGUUAUUAGGAUGUACCUGCCCGUCCAGUCGGUGCAGAGCUCGCUGUGCGAAAGUGUAAGUGGCGCCUGGGAUUUUAUUUCCUACCUGGGGACUCUGCAUGAGAGUCAAAAUGAGAAUCGCGUCCUUUAAGCGGCCGGUCAUCAUAUUGGUGGGGCUGGGGUUCGUCCUUUACGCGGGCAUGUUCCUGAGUAGCGGGUAUGUGCAUAGAUCGGAGACUAACACGGGUCUGGACCCAUCACGUUUUUCUGACGUGGAGGAAGGCAUCAGAAAUAUCCACAAAGUGCUCAAAGAUUUCGAGGAAAAGCAGGAGGCCAUGCACAAGAUGCUCGACGAUGAAAGACGAGCAAAAGCUGCAGCUGUCCAACAACCAGCCGUCCAGAAGGAGCCAGAGGAGAAACAGGCAAAUAUCCAGCCCCAUGAAGACGCUCCGGCAGAGAAAAAAUCUGGGAAACUGUUCCCUAAAUCACCCCUGUUCAAGGAGUGGGGGGAGAACCUGUCCGAGGAUGAGCAAAGAGAGGCACAGGGUCUGUUUGAGAAGUAUGGAUACAAUGUUUUUCUCAGCGAUCGCCUCCCUCUCAAUCGAGCCCUUCCAGAUACCAGGGAUCCAAGGUGCUUGAAAAAGAAAUAUUCAAAAGAUCUUCCAAGUAUAGGAGUGGUGUUGAUCUAUCUCGAUGAAGCCCUGUCCAUCCUGAAAAGAGCCCUGCGCAGCAUCAUAGACCGCACCCCGAAACACCUGCUGAAGGAGAUAAUAAUGGUGGACGAUAACAGCUCUAAUGAGGACCUAAAGGAGAGCCUCGAUAAUUACGUGAAGUCGCUUGAGGAGCAGAACCCAACUCUCAAAAUUACGAGAGUGAGGCACAAUGAGCAGCAAGGUCUCGCCUUCGCCAGAGCCUCUGGGUGGAGGGCUGCCACCGCUGACGUGGUGGCCAUCUUGGACGCACACAUUGAAGUCCACGAGAUGUGGGCUGAACCACUGCUGACGCAGAUCAAAGCUGACCGAACUGUGGUGGCUUCUCCUGUGUUUGACAGAGUCAACUUUGACGAUCUGAAGGUUAUUCAAUACGGUCCAUCAGCUCACGCCUUUGACUGGGCCUUGUGGUGCAUGUACGAGGGAUUUAUGCCCGAGUAUUACGAACUCAAGGACAGUUCAUUGCCAGGAAAGAGUCCAUCCGUCAUGGGGAUCAUGGUUGCUGAUAGAAAGUAUCUGGGAGAAAUUGGAGUCCUCGAUGAAGGCAUGAAAGUGUACGGUGGAGAAAAUGUUGAGCUGGGAAUACGUGUGUGGACAUGUGGAGGCAGUAUCGAAAUCGUUCCAUGCUCCAAGAUUGCCCACAUUGAGAGGAACCACAAGCCCUACAUGCCUGACCUGGCUCCCGCCAUGAAAAGAAAUGCCCUGAGGGUGGCAGAGAUCUGGAUGGAUGAUUAUAAGCACAACGUCAACUUGGCUUGGAACCUGCCAUUUGAGAAUCAUGGAAUUGACAUAGGUGAUGUAUCAGAGAGGAAGAAACUCAGAAAAAGGCUGAACUGCAAACCUUUUAAAUGGUACCUGGAUAAUGUGUAUCCUAAGUUGGAUCCCUGGGACAACCUGCUUGGCUAUGGAGGGAUGAAGAACCUUGAUGCUAAUAUGUGCUUAGACCAAGGUCCUGUACCUGGUCACACACCCAUUGCCUUCAAUUGCUACUACUAUGGACCUCAAAUCACGUAUUACCGAGGAAAUGGUGAGCUGUACAUUGGCGGCAUCAAGUCCCACAAGUACAACGACAACAGGUGUAUAACUGACAUGGGAAACAAAGAAACCGAGCCUGGCCUGUUCAACUGCAAAGAAGCUAUGCAGAAAGGGAUGGGAAUAUACUGGGACUUCAGUCAGGGGAAAGAGAUAAAGAACAAGCAGACGAAGAGAUGCCUGGAAAUAAAGGACCAAAAGCUCAUUAUACAGGAAUGCUCUGGCCAAAGAUGGGAGAUCCAAAAUGUAAUCAAACCAUUUUAAAGCCAUGUGUAGUAGACCAACAAGAAAUGAAUUUCUGCUCAAUAGGUCAGUGAGCACCCAGAUGAAGAAAAUUAAAAAAAAAAUGCACCAUUUGUAGGCAAGGAAAAAUUAGUGGGAAUGAGUGUAAUGAUUAUUAUUUAUUGACGCUUUUUACAAACAACUAAGUUCAAAUGAUGUUAAAGAUGCUUUAUGUGUGCAUGGUGGCUUUACAAUAGAAGAAGAACUGACUGGACCAUCCUUUCAAUCUUUAGAAAUACCUGUUGGGAAACAUGAUUGUGAAUACCCUCAUUGUGUUACCUGAUGAAUAUUUCCAUACUGUAAUAACAUAUCUGGAACUACAGUGACUCAGAACAAACAUAUCAGUGUGCAUUUCAAGAAAGGUUCAUCCUUUUUCUUUCCUUGAUAUAUAUCCUUCCCUGAGUCACACUUGGAUUUUCUCCAUACUAAAAUGGUCAUACAGACCAAGAUACUAUUGUUGUUAAUGAAUGUUAGAUAUAGUUGAGUUUUGGUGGGACAUUUGCCAAAUUAAGUUUUAAUAACAGUUUACCAGAUUUAUAUGAAUUUUAUGCACAACAUAUGGCGCUUAUAUAUAUAAGUUACUGUACUAAAAAAAAUAAGGUAACAAUUUGCAUGAACAUUUUUGAGUAGAAUGAAAGGAAGAGAAAAAGGUUAGAAUAACUAUAAGGAGUAAUGUGCUGCGUUGUCUGAUAAGUAGCCUGGCAGUAGCUCAGGAGGUAGAGCGGUCGUGCAAUAAGUGAAAGGUUGGCCCUAUCUCUGGUCUGUCUAUUGUGUCUGGUGGUCUGCGGAUUGGCAGCCACGUUUCCAUCAGUCAGCAGUGACUACUGACGUAGUUUAUCUAUGAUAAAUUAGAAUGAAGUUUGUUUAACUUAAAUAAGCAUGUUGCUUUUACUAAAGUACCAGAGUUGGGCUAACUGGAAAAGUCUUGUGACAUGUACUCAAUACUAGCCAAGUGCGAAUAACUUAAUAAUAUCCAUGAAAAUUUUUACAUAAAAUUUUCACAUUGAGCCAGAACCUCAUUGUGUUUUAGAGUGCAAGCCUAGUUUUCGCUGCAUGGAGCAGAUGUAUUUCCUAUGUUUACGAUGCAUUAAUUUGAGAGAACAUGCCAGAUUAUUUAACCUCUGACACACUCUAAAAUCUGAUUUGUUGAUCUUACUUCCUAAAAAAUCGAUUACCUUGAAAAAGAUAAGUAAACAUAAACUCAAAGUGUAAAGUUAUGUUUACUUUGUAUGUUCUGGUUGAGUUUACUUUAAAUUGUGUUGUAUUUAAUUGAAAAUGGCAAGUGAAAUUAAUUGUUCUUCGUUACCAACUUAAGUAAAACAAGUGAGUCUGACUUAACUGAACAGUUGUGUUAACUCAAUAGCAUCUAGGAAACCGAUUGCCUUAAAUAAAUAAAGCAAACACAAUAAAGAAUGAUUAGUUUGCAGGAUUGUUGUUUAUUUCAAAAUUGCCAUUGUGAUUCUUAAACCCAAGUCGGUGUUUGUGGAGAAAUCAAAUUAUACAAUCAAACAAAAAUCAGCUAUAAAAUAAAAUAUAUAAUACCAAA
Molecule: messenger RNA, 6642 nt
Organism: Mugil cephalus (flathead mullet)
Lineage: Eukaryota; Metazoa; Chordata; Actinopteri; Mugiliformes; Mugilidae
Product: probable polypeptide N-acetylgalactosaminyltransferase 8
Exons: 11
Coding region: 3192-5078 (628 amino acids)
Cellular component (GO): Golgi apparatus
Source: RefSeq, a predicted model, not a curated record